CUCGGUCCGGGACUCGGUCUGGCGUCUCGUGCUGGUUGUACCGCGCACCGUCCACCAUCCGUGGUCCGCGCGUCGGGAGUGGUGGGGUCUCCGCUCUGGAGACUCCGGUGUGUCUGGGCUUCUGCCGACAAGCGGGUGGCCUCCCGUAACACAGACUCGCCCGUGGGUUGCCAGCGAGCCCUGCCCUUUCGUGACGUGUCAAAGUGAACAGCAAAAACCACCAAAAACACCAACAACAAGCGGUCUGCUGGUCUCGUUGUGGCAGUAACACAAAGCAAAGUCUAGAAUGACCGGACUUGGUGCCGCAUCAGUGGUGGCUAGCUCUUGAGCAACCGGUUUGUGGAAUACCGCGUCGGCAACAAGAACUGGAACCGGACCUAAACUUUUGUCAAUUUUCGUCAAACACGCUCCUCGCGAGCGAGUGAGUCAAUAAAAGGGACCGUAGCCCGUAGACCGGGGCGUACCUCAUACUCCGGACCGGACUUUUCGCCCCUCGAUGGGAGAAUAUGGCACACUGGCCUCGAACAGCGUCACCGGCAACAGCAGCAGCAGCAGCACCACCACCACCAGCAACCGCAACAGCACGUCCUCGCCCACGUCAAUUCUGAUGCCGAUGGCUAUGUCGGUGGCAGCAGCAGCAGCACCUUGCAGCACGGUUCCAGCGAUGUCGGUAACUGCCACAGUUAAGCCAACCUUGUCCUCUUCAUCCGCGCCCGGAGCGCCCCCAGCAUCGUCCUCCGUGUCUCCAGCGGCGGUUUCCGCCGGCAGCAACGUGUCGUGCGGCCACAUCCUAGCCUCGGCGUCCUCGUCGUCCGUCGAAUCUGACAGCUACCAUCACAGUUUCUACCACAGCAAGGCCAGUGGCGGCGGCUCCGGUGGACCGACUGGCGCCAGUGCUUUACCCACCGCCCAUCACAACGGAAAGGGGGGCGGCCGGUCAGUGGCGGCAGCAGCCAUGGUGGGACACGAUACACGCCCGUCGGUCGUCAGCAAUGGAUCCUCGGUGUCCGGUGGCAGCGGCAACGGUUCCACCGGCGGCACGGCCGGUGGCGGCGGCAGCAGCAGUACGCGCGUCAAGUGUAAGGACCCGAUACGCGUUGGUUUCUAUGAAAUCGAGAAAACGAUCGGCAAGGGCAACUUUGCCGUGGUUAAGCUGGCACGUCAUCGAAUUACGAAAAAUGAGGUUGCCAUUAAAAUUAUCGAUAAGUCUCAGCUCGAUCCGGGCAACUUGCAGAAGGUGUACCGCGAGGUCGAGAUUAUGAAACGCUUAGAUCACCCGCAUGUAAUAAAACUCUACCAGGUUAUGGAGACGCAGAGCAUGAUCUACAUAGUCUCGGAAUAUGCUAGUCAAGGAGAAAUUUUCGAUUAUAUUGCAAAGUACGGGCGACUUAACGAGCGUGCCGCUAGGAAUAAGUUUUGGCAGAUCCUUUCCGCCGUAGAAUAUUGUCACAAUAAGGGAAUAGUACACAGAGAUCUUAAGGCUGAGAAUUUACUGUUGGAUUCUAAGAUGGACAUCAAAAUAGCUGACUUUGGGUUUUCGAACUUCUACAAGAAGGGCGAACUGUUGGCCACCUGGUGCGGUUCCCCGCCGUACGCUGCGCCGGAAGUGUUCGAAGGGAAACGCUAUACCGGACCAGAGAUCGACAUUUGGUCGCUGGGUGUGGUGCUGUACGUGCUGGUCUGUGGAGCGCUUCCAUUCGAUGGUUCUACCCUGCAGUCGCUCCGGGACCGUGUGCUGUCGGGGCGUUUCAGGAUUCCAUUUUUCAUGAGCUCAGACUGCGAGUCACUCAUCCGGAAGAUGCUGGUGCUCGAUCCUUCGCGAAGGUUUUCGAUCGAUCAAAUCAAGCGGCACCGCUGGAUGAUGGUGGAGCUGAUGGAUUCCCCGAAGAUCAGCAGUAUCGUGAUCAAUGGGAACACGAGCGACGUCAGUGCGCUAGAGACGGAACCGAACGAACAAAUACUGAAGAUCAUGCAGAACUUGGGCAUCGACAUUCUCAAGACGCGGGAAAGCUUGAAGCUCCACAGCUACGAUCACUACACGGCAUUUUAUCUACUGCUACUGGAAAGACUGAAGAGCCGCUCGGUUUCGCACGACGGUGCCAGUGCCGGUUGUGUGGUUCCGGCUGCCGGUGUAAAAUCGCCCGGAAUGCUCGAAUCCCAACGCCGACGGCCCAGCAACGUUGCCGAGCAGGCGAUGCGGAAGUUGGCCAUCAGCUCGCAGCACAAAGCUGAUCAGUCAAGUUCACCGAAGCAUCAGCAAAUAUCGCCCGCUCUGCACGCGGGUCUGACCAACCAAAGUUCCGAGGCGUUGCACGGUCUGCUGACCGGUGGCUCAAGUGCACCGCCGGUCGCCCUGCCCACCAUCGCGCCCGGCGUGAUCAUGCUGCGGGAUACAAGCAUCCGGGAGCAGCAGCCGGUCCUCAAGGACAGCUCGUAUUUCCGGGGCGUUUCGUACACGUCCAGUUCGGGGUUCGCGGACGCUUCGCUCUACCAGCUGGCCGCGCUCCGUGAGCGGGACUGUAGCUCAACCUACCUGACCGGAACCGGCGGGACCGGGCUGCUACCCCCGACACUCUCCUCGAGUGUGGCCGGUGGUCGCGACACUGGCGCGAUCGUACUGCGCGAGUCGGGCAUCCUUUCGAACCGCAUCUCCUCGACGCGGCUCCUGUCGAGCAACAUUGACAAGCGCAUCCUGCAGCAAAGCACCGAAGACUGCCGACGGUUGCUGCAGCAGGCUCGCCCUGUGUCGAUGAGUGAGUCGAAUCGGUACGCGAAACCACCGAGCCACUCGCCAGUGAACAGCGAUCUCCACCAGCCGUCCCAAGGGGUGCAAUCGGUGGUGUCGUCGGCACCAACGCCACCACCACCACCGGCUCCCCCGCAGUCGCAGCGUUACUCAGACCCACUGAACGGGUUCAGCAAGGAGUACCUAUCAACCGCUGUAUCGGGCGCGCCAUCGAGCGAAACCCCAUCGAUCAGCGUGCCACCGUUCAAGGACUACAUCAACAACAUUCAAACCUACUCGUACCUUCAGCACUACGAGCCGGGGUUAUCGGUGACGAGCGUGGGCCACCCGGCACCUUCAGCCACGUCCAUCACGGCACAGUACAGCUCCAGCACCGACGAAGGCUGUGAGACGGAUCUGGGAGACGAGGACGUGCAGCACUCGAUCGACAAGUCCAUCCAGCGGCUCAACUCGUUCGCCAGCUCCAGCUCGUCCAGUGGCGUCGUGACCAACAUCCACCCGAAGAGCCUGAGCCAAAACCUGAGCUGCGAUUCGUCGCGCAGCAAUUUUUCGACCUUCGAAAGCCUGGAUCUCAACCUGUCGGACUGCGCGGAACUGGCCGGCAGUCUGCCGUCGUGCACGGCUACCACCGAGGCGUACGAGAGUGCCGCAAAAGAUGAAGCUACGUUUCGUGCGGUCACGAGCUCGGUGUGCAUCAACCAGCAGCAGUGUGUGUACGCCAUGUCGGACAAGGUGGCCAGCUCGUUUUUGAGGGCGAACACCGUCUACCAGGAUGUGCACAACGGUGACCAUCGCAGUAUUACUCGCUCGCCCGUGGAUUUUCGUGAAGGACGCCGUGCCAGCGAUGGUCUGGUGACGCAGGGGUUGAUAAAUGCGGCCGACAAUCCUCUCAACUCGCCGGUGGCCUUCAACAGCCAGCGCUUGAACGAGACGUGCAAAGCGAAGGGGGUGCUCGAGUUGCACCUGCUGCAGAAGGAGGCGGCCCAGCUGAAGGUGAAGUACCAGGCGAACGUGCCGCAGGACGAGAUCAAUGUGCGCCAGAUGCAGCACAGCCAGUUCCGGGUGAACCCGCUCGAGAGUCUCAUUCUCAAGCCGCUGUCGUCGCACGGUAGCGGCUGUCUGGAGCAGUCCAACGGCUCCGGCGGUGGUGGCUACUACAACAAGGUGGCCGACUACGUGGGCCUCCCGCUGGGCGUUAAGGCAGCGGCGGUGGCAGCAGCGGCAGCAGCAGCGGCCGCAUCAGCUGGCGGCGCCGAGGCAGGCAAGCUCGAUCCGGAGCAGCUACUGCUGCGGGCGGGCGUCGUGACCCGCUCGGAUCAGCUGGCGGCGGCUGCGGUUGCUGUUGCCGCUGCCCAGCAGCAACAGCAGCUACAGCAGAAACCUCCGCUACAGCAGCAGCUGAUGCAGCACCGGUUGCUGCAGCAGAAGCGGCAGAUCCUGCAGAAGCAGGGCGCCAUGGAGACCGGCCUGAGCCGCCGGCAAAUGCUGCGCCAGCACAGCUACAAGAUCGCACAGCAAACGCAAAUCCUGCCGCCGCUACCGUACGGCGAGACGGACGCGGACGGCUACCCGACCCUGCAGCCCGUCCGCGAAACGGCCAUCCUUGAAACGGAACCGUCGCCGGGCCAUUACAAUCACCUGCAUCAGGAUCCGCUCGAGCUGUACGCCCAGCUGCACACGCAUCAACAGUUGCACCAUCAUCAUCAUCAUCACCAUCAUCAUCAGCAGCAGCAACAGCAGCCCGGUGUGAGCACCUCUUCCGAUCGGACCCUCUGCUCGUGGAGCGCCCUGCCCAGCUCGAUGAAGACGUGCCAGAUCAGCGAGGGAGCGACUCCGUCGACCGACAGCCCCUGGAACGUGGCCGCACUCUACCACCAGAACCUGCAGCCCGGUCCCUCGCUGUAUCCGUCGCAGCACUGGAUACCGUCGCACUCGGCGUCGAUCCCUCACUCGAUGCAGCUCCCGCUGAGCGAGAGCCCCAUUCCGGAGCUGGCCGAGCAAAUGGAGUCUAUUUGAGAGGGGGAUGAGCACUUCGAGCCGGGUGUCGUGAUCCGGACGGAAGCCAGAGCCGAAUGAGUUAGUCCGUUGGGAACAAUCAGGGCGCGACCGAGCGAUCAUAUAGGUGCGUUAUAGAAGCAAAACCGUAGUUAAAAUGGCGGUAUAGCGAACGAAUGGUUUUGUACGUUACGUCUACGUUGCAGUUCCGCCACGGGGCACCGAAAACAUAGAGCAAUACGAUAACGGUUAUCUUGAUUCGUCCCGCAACGGCAGUGACAGUGCGGACCCGUGUGUCCGAGAGGUUGUUCGUGUAAAAGCUACAUUACGCGCACUCCGUACAACGAGCUAACUUUAUACUAAAGGUGGGGCCUAGUGUACUGAAGUAAGUCAAAGAGACUGGUCCAGGUCAAUUUAGGGGUAGCCUGUGUAAUGUGACUGUAUUUCCGUACGAUAACUUACGAACUCGCAACGUAACGUCAAUCACCGCCAGAAGGAGCCGACCGACCGAGGGGUAAGCCUCCGUUUCGCAACAUUACGAAUUACGCCAUUAAGUGUGUUGAAAGCCGCCGGAAGGAUCGUCUACCGGGGGAAAGGCACUUGGGAAUUUGUCGUAUGCAGCAGUGCCAUGUUUACUAGUCUCCACUACAGUUUUUUUCAAUGACGCAACACUAAUAUUGAUCGAGUAGAGAGUAUCGAGAGUAGAAGUAAAACCGAUAAACCGAAAUAGCACGGAAUUAAGUUAUUGAAGCAAAUCCGCGGCACGGCAAAAAGCAAUCAACGCUUGUGUUCAUCACCAACAAACAUCGGAGUCAAAUUAAAUAAUCCAAACAACUGUUACACGAUAAACGUGGGCGCUGGUGGCCGGCUAUAGGGAUUGGGCAACACUACAGAGUGCAACAGCAACGGUCACGCAUUCUUGCAGCUUGUUUUGCCACUUGUAGAAGUCACAGUUACGAUUGAACGAGUCGCAGACUUUUGGCUCUCAAUCUACACUAAAGUAGGACUGCGCGCGAGGGUCUCAUUGGUUUGCUUGUUAGCGGAGUGAAAAGUAUUGUACCUUA
Messenger RNA from Anopheles bellator, 5805 nucleotides. RefSeq names its product serine/threonine-protein kinase par-1 (gene Sik2). Gene Ontology annotation, cellular component: cytoplasm. Gene Ontology annotation, biological process: protein phosphorylation; microtubule cytoskeleton organization; intracellular signal transduction. Lineage: Eukaryota; Metazoa; Arthropoda; Insecta; Diptera; Culicidae. The transcript has 15 exons. The record is from RefSeq and is a predicted model, not a curated record. Gene Ontology annotation, molecular function: ATP binding; protein serine/threonine kinase activity; tau-protein kinase activity. The coding region runs from base 497 to 4762 and encodes 1421 amino acids.